CUUGACUCGAAAGGAGCAAUCAGCAAUCAUAACAAAAACAAGAAUUAAAUAAUUUCAGAAUGACCCGAGGGAACACACUACAAUCCAAAGUUUUUUACAAAGGACGGACUGAAGACUUUGUCAUAAUGGUUGAAGAUGCUGCUGCUGUGCAGAAAUGGAGGGGGGAUCAUUCUAUCCCACUAGCGCAGGUGCUCGACGGAUGGAAGAUAUUCACUGCUCAACAUGGACCUCAAGGGAUUCAUAAUGAAGCCAGCAAUGCCACAGUUGAGAACGAGUUCGGAACAUCCAACGAUAACGAAGCUAUCGCGAAAAUUUUGGACCAAGGCGAGAUCCAGGAGAAUAUCAACGCUGAGCGACAGGGCAUCAGGAAUGAGUCGCAAGGCCCACGGGGGAUUCGCUAAGAGUUUAAGGUAAGGAAGCUUGGCAGGAUAUGUGUGGAUUGUCAUACGGCUAAUAAGGCAGAAAUUCUGACGGAUGGUUACUUGACUGCCGCAAAUUUUUCUCUCUGUUGUUUGCUAUCUGACAUUUCAACUUUUCUUAUAUAUUUGAAUGGCUGAUUAUGGUGUUGACAAUACUUAUGCCAUUCGCCAAUGAAAUAUCUUUAGCUAGCUUCAUUUGUACCAGCUUAUUUGUGAACCAUAAAAUUGCAGAAAAGGCCCCGUUAAAAGGAG
Aspergillus nidulans FGSC A4 is the source of this 671-nucleotide messenger RNA. Its product is annotated as SBDS family protein. The transcript has 3 exons. NCBI's taxonomy places the organism in Eukaryota, Fungi, Ascomycota, Eurotiomycetes, Eurotiales, Aspergillaceae. The coding region runs from base 60 to 401 and encodes 113 amino acids. The record is from RefSeq and is a predicted model, not a curated record.